This is a messenger RNA of Phacochoerus africanus (Common warthog), 1729 nucleotides long. RefSeq names its product ribonuclease P/MRP subunit p14 (gene RPP14). Gene Ontology annotation, biological process: tRNA 5'-leader removal. Bases 829 to 1203 code for a protein of 124 amino acids. The transcript is spliced from 6 exons. Lineage: Eukaryota; Metazoa; Chordata; Mammalia; Artiodactyla; Suidae. The record is from RefSeq and is a predicted model, not a curated record. Gene Ontology annotation, cellular component: ribonuclease P complex.
CAGAGAAGAAUUAAAGAAUUUCAGAGUUUCCUGGUGGCUCAGCGGGUUAAGGAUCUGGUGUUGUCACUGCUAUGGGGUGGUUCGAUCCCAGAACUAACCCUUCGCCGCCAACGCACCCCACCCCUCCAAAAAAUAAGUUGAUUUCAUAGUUAUGUUCUGUGUACCUGCAUAGAGUGGUGUAUGGUCUGAGGAAAAAAUAGAGCAGGGGCGUGGGGGGGAGACAUUUGAUAGAAAUGCCACUGGAACACAUUGAGGGGUGAAAUUGAGUAAAGCUAUGGAGGAGGCAAGGGAAUGAACCAUGUGGCUGUCUGGAGGAAGAGUAUUUUCACCGAGUGGAAAAGCUGGGAGGGAAAGAGCUAGGAGGCCUGUGUGGUAGAAGAGACUGAGCAGAGGAGAGUGGUAGGACAGGAGGUCAGAGGGAUGGGAGGAAGCAAUGAUACAGAUCAGGUUGGACCUUAGAUGUAAAGACUUUGGCUUUACUCAAGGCUUCAAGCCUUGAGGAAAGGGGCUUAUUAAGGUUUUAAUAGGGUCACCCGGUUAGAUUAGGGAGGGAAGCAGGGACAUCUACUGCUAAUAGAUAAGGUAAUGAGCAUCCUUGCAGCCAUCAAAAAGGCCGGCUUCAGAGAUGAUGAUAAUGACAGCCACUUAGAAGUGUUCACAUUUUCCCAGUGAGCCUGGUGAAUGAAUACUGGGCUGUAGGGAGGGCUUCCCAGGCAUCAUCUCCUUUAGUUUCAGGACAACCUGCAGAGGGCGGUGCUGUCACUCUGAGACCCAGGCCUGUCAGAGCCCUCUUGACUCUUAAUGUUGGUGUGAUCAGUACUGGAAAAGAUGCCAGCCCCAGCUGCCACAUAUGAAAGAAUAGUUUACAAAAAUCCCUCUGAGCACCACUACAUGAAAGUCCGGCUAGAAUUUCAAGAUCGUGGGGUUGGACUGAAUGCUGCACAGUUCAAACAGCUGCUUAUUUCAGCCCUGAAGGACCUGUUUGGGGAGGUUGAUGCUGCCUUACCCUUGGACAUUCUGACCUACGAAGAGAAGAGCUUGUCAGCCAUCUUGAGAAUAUGUAGCAGUGGUCUUGUCAAAUUGUGGAGCUCUUUGACUCUGUUGGGAUCCUAUAAAGGCAAGAAAUGUGCUUUCAGAGUGAUUCAGGUUUCUCCAUUUCUCCUUGCAUUAUCUGGUAAUAGUAGGGAACUAGUAUUGGAUUGAAUAGUCUUCAAUUUCAGAACUCUUCCUCGCUUUCAAAAGAGAUUUUUGUUGCCAGCAUAAUAUUUGAAGACUGAAGCAGCCUAAAAGCUCCUGGUUGUUGGAAUCUGAGGAUGCUGAAGAUGCUCCCAGUCAUUUCCAGCCAUUGCCUUUGGUGGGGUAGGCUUCAGAGAGGAAUCUGCCUGAAUUGGUUGGCACUGAACAGGAUGCACUCACAGCACAUGCACAUCAGAGUGGGAGACCGGGCUGAACUCAGCAGGGCCUUCACACAGAGGGACGUGGCUGCCUUCUCAGAAUUAACAGGGGAUGUCAAUCCUUUGCAUUUAGAUGAAGAUUUUGCAAAACACACCAGAUUUGGAAAGACAAUUGUACAUGGAGUUUUGAUCAAUGGACUUAUUUCAGCUCUUUUGGGUACUAAAAUGCCAGGGCCAGGCUGUAUAUUUCUUUCCCAGGAAAUUAACUUUCCAGCCCCUUUAUAUGUUGGGGAAGUUGUUUUAGCUUCUGCAGAAGUGAAAAAGCUUAAGCGGUU